AUGGAGGGGCUCGAGCCUUUCGACAUCGCUCACCCUGAAGAGUGGGAGGACUAUGCAGAACGCUUCCAGUUCUUCCUCGAGGCGCAGGGCGUUACGGACGCCAGCAAGAAGAGAUCGACAUUCCUCAGCCGCUGCGGUCCCGCCACCUUUCAAUUAGCCAGGGCGCUCGUGGCACCGGCCCAGCUGAAGGAUACACCUUUCGAAACAAUCGUCGCCGUUCUGCGCGACCACCUAGCGCCGAAACCACCGGAGCUUGCCAGACGAUAUGAAUUCCAUCGCCGCGACCAGGCACCAAGUGAGUCUGCCGCCGCCUACCUCGCUGCUCUUCGAACGACGGCACAGCACUGCAACUUCAACGACCUCGACACCGUGCUACGGGACCGAUUCGUGUUCGGACUGCAGAACGACAUGGUGAAGCGGCGACUACUGGCGAAAAAAGAGGUGUCUUUCACCAGUGCUGUCGAGGAAGCAGUCGCCGCCGAGGCCAUUGCCCGGGAAGCCAGCCUACCCUCGUUUCAAACCACGAACACGUCGAGUUUCGAGCCCGUGCACCAAGGGACGACGACUGGCGAUGAUGACGAGCAAGACACCGCCGAAGAUGUUCUUCGGUUACGUGCGAGCCCCACUCAGCGACGGGACACCGAGAGAUUGGGGGGCGGCCCCUGCGCCAGCUGUGGAGGCCCGCACGAACGCCGCCUGUGUCGGUUCCGGGGUGCCCAGUGCAGGGAAUGUGGAAAAACCGGGCACAUUGCUAAGGUCUGCCGGUCCCGGAGACAGCUUAGCCCACGUCGGAAUGCCAGAGACCAUGCCCGGACGCAACAAUUCAAGACCACUCCUCGCACAAACAUUUCAUACUGCGACGACUUGGCAGUUACUGCUAUCAACGAAGUGUCUAAACCCGCCAAGAGGAAGAUACCUGUGAGUGUAAAAAUCGAAGGCACACAGUGUCAGAUGGAGGUGGAUUCGGGAUGA
Molecule: messenger RNA, 972 nt
Organism: Dermacentor silvarum
Lineage: Eukaryota; Metazoa; Arthropoda; Arachnida; Ixodida; Ixodidae
Exons: 1
Coding region: 1-972 (323 amino acids)
Molecular function (GO): zinc ion binding; nucleic acid binding
Source: RefSeq, a predicted model, not a curated record